UUUGCUGAACGCGCAACCGUGCAAAAGCAAAAGGGGCAACAUAUUCGCAUCCUAGCCUACUGCGAUUUUCUCGUUAGCUUCGUGAAACCGGAAAUUUCGGUGUUAAAAUUAGUGAAAAACUGUUCCAAAGUGUCUGCGACGGACGGCCGGAGGUGGCCAGCAAUAGCAGAUUGCACCAGUGACCGCCGGAAGUGGUGCGUUCUAGGGGUUUCGGUCGAGUUUCCUGAACCUAGACUCCGGAGACUUGGGAAUCGAACGAACAAGAUUAAUACCGUGGAUGGUGGCUGGCCUUUCUCUGCCUCGGGCUUUUGUUGUGUGAGUGUGUGUGCGUGGGAUAGGUUUUUCUUUUUGCCCUUCUUUAUUUCGUCGGUUUGUGCUAUUUCGGAUUCGAGAAGAACCGACGACCGACCGGGAGGAAGCAGCAAUCCAACCCACAAAACGGGAUCGCUGGCUGGGUUCCGUGAAUCCGGAAUGUCCACCUGGGAUGGUUACUUUGAUGAUUUGAUGUAACUGGGGGGGAUUGGUUUUUUAAAUCACACAUAUUGAUCUGCUUACAAAUUGGGAUGCCAGUUCCCGGAAACAGUUGAACCGCGGAUAAUCCAGGAUACGGAAAUCGGUACUAAGUAACUUGUCCUCUAUCUCGUUUUCUACGGUGUUUGUUCCAGAGUUCAGCGGGUGUUGACAAAGAAGAAAAUCGAGUCGAAUAACGUCGGCCCCUCGUCAUCGUCAUCGCCAUCGACGAAGUCGACGCACGUGUUGUAUGUGUGAAUUGUCUUGUUUUUGUUUUCCACGAUCCACCGAGGAGAAGAUCCGGAGCCAGCAUGAAGACGGCCCUCCGAAAAAAGUAUAGCUAGGCGCACAUUAUUUGGGAAGAAGAGCCUAGAAAAUCUAUAAGUGGCGAAGAGUUUAUGCAACGGGGUCUCCGAGUGUAGGUUUCCCACUGGUGAUUUCUCGUAACUAGCUUUUGGGGGUUGUUCUUGAGAUCCUCUUCUCUGAAGUCGGUGUAUACGCGUUUUUGCUAUUCCGAAUUGUGUAUGUUUUGAGCCCACGGAGGAGUUUCUUAAAUUGAAGAUUAAAGCUCUCGGCGUCGUCGGGUUAAGUGGGCUAGCUUGAAUAGUGAAACGGAAAUUGCGAAUUGUUGCUGGCAGUUUGGAGAUUUUUCGGUUCUCCCAAGCGAAGAAAAAUAGCCGGUUUUUGUGUAAAUGUGCGCGCAUUUUAAAUCAGUGCCGAUGACGGUGUGAUUAUCGCGAAGUUUCGGAAGAAUGUGAAGUGUAGCUCGGAAAACGCGCGAAUUUGUCUCUCCUGGCAUAUUAUUUGAAUCAACAACUUACGAUCGUGACGGGCAGUUUUGUGUGUUUCGAAAUUGAAUGGGGCAACCGAAACGGCAUCGGGCAUGUGAAGCAAAAUGAGCUAACGAGCGUGAUUGGAAGAUGGCUCAUCACCAAACUGACAUCCAUGAAAAUCUAGCAAGAGGUAAUGACAUAGGUGCUGAUCAGCAACAGAUAAACAAGACAAGUAAUUUGCAAAAUGGAACCGAUCCUCAGCAAGGUGCCAAGCAUUAUCAAAACAGUCCAGUAAUGGGUGGGGAAAAAGCUAAAUCGCCAUCGGGUGGGGCACCUGGAGGAGGCAAUGGUGCAGCUACGGGACCUCCAUCAUCGCCAGCCUCGGGUCCACCCCAUCCUCCACAUCCGGGUGCGGAAGGUGCACCUGGAAUGCAUCCCUAUGACUCUUCCGGGCAUCAUAUGCCACCUGGCGGCAACGCUGGACCAGGAGAUCCGAACAGUAAUAGCAAAGACGUUGAUAUGCAGCACCACCCUCAUCAUGCUCUGCAUCAACAUCAGAUGUAUGGGCAACCGCCAAUGCAACACCAACAAUAUCCAAGGUAUCACCAUGACCCCAACAUGCCCCCGGGAGGGCCAGAUCCCUACGCACAUUAUCGCAUGAGUGCGGCACCGGGAGGCAAACCGGGAUCAAUGGUACCCCCGGGUCGUCCGGGUCCGCCACAAAGAUACCAACAACCAGGGCAGCAUCCAGGACACCCAAGUCAACAAACGCAGGGUCCUACACCUACUCUGAACUCGCUGCUUCAGUCGCAUCCGCCACCCCAUCCGCAGCACCGUUACCCGAACAACUACGAUCCGAACCAACCUCAGCAGCCGCCCUCGGGUCAACAAUCCGGUGGGGGACCACAGCAGCAACCACCACCGGGACAGCCGCCCCAAUCUUACGGGCACCAGCCCGGAGGUUGGGCACCGCCACCUCGACCCUACAGUCCCCACGGGUCCCAACCGUAUCGUCCGCCACCACCGAAUAACAGCGCACGUGGCCAAUCACCAUUCCCUCCUGGUCCUCCAGGGCAAAAUCCUGGCAGUUACCCCCCGCCACCUCAACAGCCGCCUACUACUCAAGCUUCGGGACCGGCUGGGCCAGGCAGCCAGCAACAACCAGUUGGUGGUGGUCCUCCACCGCCACCCCCCGGCGGACAGCAACAACCCGGAAGUCAACCACCCCCGGGUAGUCAACCGCCCGGAGGACCAACAGGUGGUGGUCCACCCCCGCCGCCACCAACCCAUUCGGUCGGGCAAGGACCGCCGCCGCCGCCACCGGGUGGCCCCCAGCAACAGCAGUAUACUCCCUACCAGCAGCAGCGAUAUCCUCCGACGCCGCCGGGGCCAAAUUCGGCCCCGAAUCAUCGGUCCCCAUAUCCGCCGCCACAUCAGUACGAGCCGGUAAGGUCGUGGCCCUCGCCGGCCGCUAGUCCCGGGCCCGGUGGACAAUCGCACAUGCCGCCCUCGCCGCAUGGUCCACCGCAAAGCCCGGGCCAGCACGGUGCCCCGAGUCCUUCGCCGCAGCCGCCCCAGCCCGCUCAAUCUCCACAUCAGGUAAGUUCAAGAAAACCGUAUGAAACCUGCGACACACAAAGGAAGCAGCCAGCCAGAGGUCAGCGGCCAGGGGAGGGGAAAGGAACAAGUGAAGAUAAGGAACGAAGGUAGAUGGGGGAAAACACCUGAGUGAAGAUGCAGGAACAGCAGAUUCCGUGGGCUCAUCUUCUUUCUCGAAACCAGAAGGAGGCCGAAGAAAAAAAAAAAAUACGGUCAAGGUCGAAGGACAAGGACACCGUCGACCACUACCGUGUGAUGUGAUGUUGAUGUUGCUGGUGCCUCUAAGUUAACGGUUUCUAAGGGAGACAGGGGAAAAAAGCGUGAAGAAAAAAGGUGGAAUUUGUUUCCCGAGUUUUGUUUUCGUUUAAUUUUUUCUUCCUUCUUCCGAGAGGGUUCCCUGGGUUCGCAUAGGGUUUGGUGAUGUUGCUGGUGAGCAUUAUGCCGCAGUCAAAACAAGUGCAAAACGAGGAAAACCCAUGUGAAAACCGGUGCUAGGGCUCAAUCCAAAACAAGUGUAUACUCAAGAUAGAAAACGGGUGGAUUCGAGACAUCCCAGGGAGGGGAGGGAACACACAUACCAUUUUAUGGGUAUCAUGGCUUAGAAUGACCAAGAGCCGGGUGUCUCGAAGAGCUUCUCCGGUCGGUGGUGAAUCAUCGAAAAACCUACAACAACCCAUUCACACGAUUUACCGGGCCCGGCGUUGUGAAUCUCGAACCAGGAAUGUGUGUGCGUCAUCCUCAGUGCAAUUUGGCUCGAAUCAAAACACCGGCAAUGAGUGGGAAACAGCAACAACAACAACUAAAAAGUAAACCAACUCGCGAGACAAAUUCGUAAUCGGCCGCGUUCCAUCGAAUUCGUUGGGUUAGGCUGAAGAAGGUUGAAGAGUGAAGAAGGGGCAGGGAUGUGCUUUUUAAAUACCGUCGUUCGGUCUGCCGGUCGGGUUUAAUGGAUGUGUGUCGAGGAGUUGAUAGAGAAGAAAUUUAUUGAAUGGGCCCCGAACGUGCUACCGCUGCUGCCUGAUUGGGAACAAGAAGAAGAAGGAGGACUAAGAGAAGAAGGACCAUGCGGCUACGAAGCAAAAGCCGGAAAAUCGGAAGCAGUACUGGUAGCUGUUAGCAGCAAGCAGCAGGUGGCAUUCAGCUUGUUUGUUUUGGUUAAUUGCUUCCAAUGUGGGAUUCCACCAUUCCAUUUUUUUUUGCUGUUGCUGCUGCUGUACCACAUAGUUCAUAACAAACAAACAGCAAUGAAUGGG
This is a messenger RNA of Uranotaenia lowii, 4135 nucleotides long. Its product is annotated as trithorax group protein osa-like. The record is from RefSeq and is a predicted model, not a curated record. Bases 1431 to 2993 code for a protein of 520 amino acids. The transcript is spliced from 5 exons. NCBI's taxonomy places the organism in Eukaryota, Metazoa, Arthropoda, Insecta, Diptera, Culicidae.